Coregonus clupeaformis (lake whitefish) is the source of this 1164-nucleotide messenger RNA. Its product is annotated as serine/threonine-protein phosphatase 6 catalytic subunit-like. The transcript is spliced from 7 exons. Bases 45 to 962 code for a protein of 305 amino acids. Gene Ontology annotation, biological process: G1/S transition of mitotic cell cycle; peptidyl-serine dephosphorylation. NCBI's taxonomy places the organism in Eukaryota, Metazoa, Chordata, Actinopteri, Salmoniformes, Salmonidae. Gene Ontology annotation, cellular component: cytoplasm. Gene Ontology annotation, molecular function: protein serine/threonine phosphatase activity. The record is from RefSeq and is a predicted model, not a curated record.
CCGAACAUGCACAGUAGUAGAAACAUUAGCGAACAGCUGAUACAAUGGCGCCACUGGACCUGGAUAAAUACGCGGAGAUUGCCAAGCAGUGUAAAUAUUUACCUGAAAACGACCUCAAGAGGUUAUGUGAUUAUGUAUGUGACCUAUUGCUGGAGGAAUCCAAUGUCCAGCCUGUGUCCACCCCUGUGACUGUGUGUGGAGAUAUACAUGGACAGUUUUAUGAUCUGUGUGAACUCUUCAGAACCGGAGGACAGGUCCCAGACACAAACUAUAUUUUCAUGGGUGACUUUGUUGACCGGGGAUAUUACAGCUUGGAGACAUUCACAUACCUGCUGGUGUUAAAAGCCAAAUGGCCUGACCGCAUCACGCUUUUAAGAGGAAACCACGAAAGCAGACAAAUAACCCAAGUAUAUGGCUUUUAUGAUGAAUGCCAAACCAAAUAUGGAAAUGCCAAUGCCUGGCGCUACUGUACCAAAGUAUUUGAUAUGUUAACAGUUGCAGCGCUGAUGGAUGAGCAGAUUCUGUGUGUUCAUGGGGGCCUCUCCCCAGACAUAAAGACCCUGGACCAGAUCAGAACCAUUGAACGUAACCAGGAGAUCCCCCACAAGGGAGCAUUCUGUGACCUUGUCUGGUCAGACCCCGAGGACGUGGACACCUGGGCCAUCAGCCCCAGGGGAGCUGGGUGGCUGUUUGGUGCAAAGGUCACCAAUGAGUUUGUUCACAUCAACAACUUGACAUUGAUCUGUCGUGCACAUCAACUAGUCCAUGAAGGUUAUAAGUUCAUGUUUGAUGAGAAGCUGGUCACAGUCUGGUCGGCUCCUAACUACUGCUAUCGCUGCGGCAACAUUGCCUCCAUCAUGGUCUUCAAAGACGCCAAUACGAGGGAGCCCAAGCUGUUCCGGGCGGUGCCCGACUCAGAGAGAGUCAUUCCACCCAGAACAACGACACCAUAUUUCCUGUAAACACUGCACUAACUAUCAUCAGCUUUGGCCGCACUGUUAUCAACCACCACAUUUGUAAUGUAUCACAUACAACGGAGCGACAACAACUCCCGUUGAAGUGACACCACUGAUUAUGUCAUUCAUAUUUUACCAGUGGAGGCUGCUGAGGGGAGGACGGCUCAUAAUAAUGGCUGGAAUGGAGUCAAUGGAAUGGUAUCAACCA